Molecule: messenger RNA, 1473 nt
Organism: Camellia sinensis
Lineage: Eukaryota; Viridiplantae; Streptophyta; Magnoliopsida; Ericales; Theaceae
Source: RefSeq, a predicted model, not a curated record
AUGGCCCCAGCAGAAGUUAAAAGGGAAUGUGAUGAUUAUGGCAUUCCAAAUGAAGCUGAUGACAUUCGUUUGAUAAAUGAAAGUCGGGCGGAACCUUAUCAUGGUUGCGAAGUUGGUCCGAGCAAUGAAGAAGCAACCAACGUGAACGUUGAAGAUGGCGAAGCCGAUGUGAAAAAAGAAAUGAUUGACGAUGCUCAUCGCAAUGACAUGGUUGGUGAUGUUGAACGUGCUAUUCUGGAACAGAAAUUUGAUUCGGUCGAAUAUGGAGAAGCUUUCUACAAUGCAUAUGCUAAAGCCAAGGGAUUUAGUAUACGAAAAUCCAGAUUUAAUACAAAUAAAGAGGGAAAGGUCGUUAGUAGGCUGUGGUUGUGUUCAAGGGAAAAUGCUGGUGAAGGGGGAAAGUAUGUUGUGACUCACUUCGUCACAGACCACAACCAUGAAUUGGCGGAACAACACUGUGUGAUGUAUCUGAGGUCUUAUGAGAAUGUUGGUUUCGUCCGUACGGAUUUGCACAACCAUAUUCAAGCCGAGCGUAGAGCUGAAGUUGAGGAUGAUGAUGCGGAGGGUGCGUUGGUUUACCUAUGUGCAAAACUUGAUGUUGAUGCACAUUUUUUUUACAAGUAUGAUGUGUGUAACGAUAACAAGCUACAAAAUCUGUUCUGGGCAGAUUCGAAAUCGCGGGCCGAUUACACAAAGUUUGGUGAUAUGUUGAUAUUUGACUCAACUUACAGAACCAAUGCAUACAAGAAACCUUUUGUCAUGUUGGCAAGUGUGACUAGCCACUUUAGGACCACGAUAUUUGCAUGUGUUUUGCUAGCUAAUGAGACAAGUGAGACAUACACAUGGGUUUUGGAAACAUUUAUGGAGGCGAUGGGCAAUAAAGCAUCUGUGUCCGUACUGACAGAUGGGGAUAAGGCGGUGCGAAAGGCAAUCAGAAGAGUAUUUCCAGACGCAAGACAUCGAUUAUGUAAUUGGCAUCUUGGGAAAAAUGUUGUUUCAAAUGUUCACAUAAGUGGCUUUGCACAUGCUUUCAAGCAGUGCAUGGACAUGGAAACGGAUGAGACAAAGUUUGAGCAUGGCUGGAAGACAAUGGUUGAAAAUUUUGGACUUCAAACCAACAGUUGGGUGUUGAAGACAUAUGAGAAGCGUCAUAUGUGGGCUGAGGCAUAUAUGCGUGGACAUUUCUUUGCUGGAAUGAAGAGCACUCAACGCUUGGAGUGUAUGAAUGCUUAUUUCAAUCCCUUCCUCCAACACAAAUUGAAGCUACAUGAAUUUGUUAGGCACUAUAAUCGGGCUCUUGCAAGGAUAAGGUUAGUGGAUCCAAGUACACCGCACAUUAAGCAACGGCGACUAUUUUUCGAUGCUUCUCCUGAUUCCAAGCAGCCCAUUGGCCAAUACGUUAGUGUUGAAGCAGCAGUGUGCAAAAAUGAUUCGACCACAAUUGAUGAGGUGAAUCAGGUAGAAUGGAAAUAA